UGUGUGUGCGUGUGUGUGUGUACAUGUUUAAACAUAUUUAUUUAUGUAUUUGAGUACAUAGUUAUUGGGUUAUUAUUGAUGAAUAUGAAAAUAAUUAUGAUGUCAGUGAAUUGAUGAGAUAUGAAAUUUGGUAAAAGUGCAUAGAGAUUAAUUAAAUAGUAGUUAUAAUAGUAGUAUCAUAAUAAACAAAAAAAUAUAACAAUGAUUAUACUAUACAAUAUUAUAACAAUAAUAAAUUUAUUAUAUAAUGUGAAUUGUAAUUAUUCAAGCGUCAUUCAACCCGUCAUUUAUGGAGGUCAUCAGUUAAUAGUGAAUCAGAAUGGAAAAGUGGAUUUCAUGAAACCAGAAAUUAUUAGUAUCAGUAGUCAAUCACAAACCAUUCCACCUCAUAAAACUCCUGAAUUUAAACAAUCAGUAGAAGAUAUUUCAGAAGACAAAAGACAAAUAGCACAGAAUUACUUUUUUCAUAGUGUACAAAUUCCAGAAAGUUUAAUACAAUUUCUUCUUGAUCGAUUUGUUUCAAUAAGUUAUACACUUCAUGGAUUUAGAACAGUAAAACCAAGGCAUUUAUGCGGUGGUCUACUUAUUAGUAAUGAAUGGGUAUUAACUGCAGCUCAUUGUAUUAGCCCAUUUCAAAGUAUAGAUUUUCAUGUUGCAUUCGUACAUCUUGAAUCCUGUAAUGGAUUAUGGAAGAAAUUACAAUUAGAAACAGAAAUAAAACAAAUCAAAAGUUAUGAACAACAACAAGAAUAUGAAUGGAUAAAUAUUUGUAAACAAAGUUUCAUUGAUAAUUCUAUUGGUCAAAAGUGUCCUUUUAGUUAUUUAUGCGCUGGUGGAAGAUAUGUAGAUGGUGAUACAUGUCAAGGAGAUAGUGGUGGACCACUUUUGUGCAUUGAAUCAAAAAAUUACUCGAAAUUUAUAAAGAAAUGGUUCGUUGUUGGUAUUGCGUCAUCAGGAAUUCAGUGUGGUUUGAAUGGGAUCCCGUCAAUCUAUACACCAUUAUAUUCCUAUUUGGAUUGGAUUGAAUCCAUUACAGGCUACGGAAAACUUAAAUCUUUCGAGUAAACUUUGUGUUUAUGAUUCGGACUACUUUAAUCUAUUUCAGUAGCUCUACAGUUACGAGAAUAUUUAUGCAGUUUAUUUGUUUCACACGAAUUAAAAUUGGAUGAGUUAUUUGAU
Molecule: messenger RNA, 1179 nt
Organism: Schistosoma bovis
Lineage: Eukaryota; Metazoa; Platyhelminthes; Trematoda; Strigeidida; Schistosomatidae
Source: the annotation of a GenBank genome assembly